UUCUAUUCGUUACUGUAUGUUUUCGUGAACGUUGGCGUAGUUUCAUCACCUAUCGCCUUCCUAUGAAGACAUGGCGUUCAAAAUGUUCGAAGCUGGCGUGAUCAUUGGGUUUUACAGUUACAUAUGCUUUUUCUGGAACCAAGAGUCAAUAAAUGAAACACACCACUUUAAAACUCUAGGCUUUACGGUUUGUUUAAUGCUUCUUCUGUCCCUUCAUCAAAUUGUCCCAGUCAUUCAUAGAAAGGCUGCAGAGACAACAGGGGCCUCCAAACAGCCACAGAUUUACAGAAGUAAGAGUGAUCCAGGACUAUGGUGUAGCUUACUAAUACCACUAGCUUUCACAACAAACUCUUUUUUACAAAAAGAAGUUGAUAAUAUGCCAGUGAUGUUGGGCCUGGUGUCUGUGGUGUUAGUUUUAGUACAUUUUAAUCCAUCAACUAUCACUCAGUUAACUUGUGCUGGAUUGCUGUACUGGUUCAGGGAAGACUUUCUUUCUAAAGGAAGACCAGAACAAAUAGUGUUUGUUUUGUUAUGUGUUGUUGUUUACAUUCUGCUUGGUAAAAUACCAGCUACAUUUCCAAAGUCCUUCACCGAGGGAGAGUUAGCUGUUUGUUUGCAAACAUUGAUCAUCCCUCUAUAUCCCAUACUGGUUAUCUCAUACAAGGCAUUGAGGAGAGGUGUUCACAGCAUAAGUUUACCCACAAGUCUCUCUAUACCACUUUUAGCUUAUGUAGGAGUGUUGUCAGGGACUGUUUUUAUUUGUGUGAUCCGCAUCAAUAACAGUGGUCUGCGUUUUGUGUUGUCGUAUACUCUGGCAGCUGUAGCCGUAGUUUUGCCAAUUUUAGUCAAGUUAUUUGGUACACCACUCCCCUACAGAGCAAUAUUCCUGUUUCUAACUCAGUCUCAAACCAGGGUUUACCUUCUUUGUUGGUGGAGCAUCCUGGUACUCGUCAGUCUUGGCAUUGCUGUGAUAAACCAGAACAACAAAAUGUCCAAGAGCUGGUCAUCAAGUGUACGGAAAGCAUUCCACUUCCUGAUACUUAGUGUGUAUGUACCAGGAUUGAUAUACGAUGCACCCCUGUUGUUUGCAGCUUCAUGGGUGGCUCUGGGAUGCAUGAUUAUAGCAGAGACUCUGAGACUCUUGGAGGUCCCUUUCUUCGGUCCAUUCCUCCAUGACUGUUACUCUGUGUUUCUGGAUUCUCAGGAUGAAGGGAGGCUGGUUCUGACCCCUAUUUACCUUCUGUGUGGCCUCUCAUUCCCUCUCUGGAUCCACACAUACCAAUGGUGUGAUUUCAGCGAUGUCUUACCACUAUUUGCUGGAGUUUUGUCCGUUGGGGUCGGAGACACCAUGGCCUCUAUUGUUGGCAGUGCGGUUGGGAAGCAUAAGAUGUUUGGAAGUCAGAAGUCAGUUGAAGGGACUGCAGCUUCCAUUAUAUUCCAGCUCAUUUUUAUAUUCAUGUUGGGUCACUUCAUUCCAGGUGGGGUUUUACACAAUCAUUUUCUAUCCGUGGCUGGAAUCAUCUCAGUUACUUCCCUUCUUGAGGCCACCACAUCACAAAUAGACAAUCAUGUGCUUCCUUUGUUUAUGUAUAAUCUGUUGAUCACUCUGAAGUCAUGACAAAAACUUAAUUAAAAAUGAAAAACACAGGCUCAAUGUUAUUGUGCUGGUGAUUAUUUUAAGUCUAAUUCCAGGCAGCUCUAAUCAUGUGAAUGAUAGAGCAAUUGGUGCAGAGGGAUACCUGCAUAUUGUGCUGUGAUCAAAUACCAGAAAUAAAAUUGUUUAUGUUUGUUGAUAAUUAUACAUUUAUGUAACUUGAUGAGCUUCAAAUAUUAAAAUUUGCUCAGACAUUGA
This is a messenger RNA of Saccostrea cuccullata (small rock oyster), 1852 nucleotides long. Its product is annotated as dolichol kinase-like. Gene Ontology annotation, molecular function: dolichol kinase activity. The record is from RefSeq and is a predicted model, not a curated record. The transcript is spliced from 12 exons. Gene Ontology annotation, biological process: dolichyl monophosphate biosynthetic process. Bases 71 to 1618 code for a protein of 515 amino acids. Gene Ontology annotation, cellular component: endoplasmic reticulum membrane. NCBI's taxonomy places the organism in Eukaryota, Metazoa, Mollusca, Bivalvia, Ostreida, Ostreidae.